Messenger RNA from Histoplasma capsulatum G186AR, 507 nucleotides. Its product is annotated as protein kinase. Bases 1 to 507 code for a protein of 168 amino acids. The transcript has 2 exons. The record is from RefSeq and is a predicted model, not a curated record. NCBI's taxonomy places the organism in Eukaryota, Fungi, Ascomycota, Eurotiomycetes, Onygenales, Ajellomycetaceae.
AUGGCCAGCGAAUUAAGUUUCACUGUUCACGAGGAUCCUUUGAGAGUGACAUACCCUUAUAUUGAGGAUCUAUCAGUGCCAACAAGAUGGCUGAUGGAUAUCCAGACAAAAUGUGAAAUUCAAAACGUGGUACCCUGGGUUUCUGGAGUUCAGCUUAAAAAUGGCGAGAGCUGGUACGACUACAAAGAGAUCGAUAGGCCUUUCUCCUCCCCAAGAGAUAGCGCGGUUCUUCACGUUGUGCAGCUAGUUGCUGUUAUUAUCUCAAAAAACCCUUAUUCGACGACAGAUCAGGAUUAUAGCCCACCUGUUAUGCGAGGCAUUCUGUUGGAUUACCCUUCGGAAGGGACAUUGGAGCAGGCUCUGAAGGCGACAGAUGGAAGCAAUCACCCGUGGCGCAGAUGGGCGCUACAGAUUGCUGAUGCCCUUUACCGGCUUCGUCCCAGCAAUAAUACACAUAUGGAUCUGAAGCCUUCGAACGUUGUGAUUGUUAAAGGAAUGCCGUUCUAA